Drosophila suzukii is the source of this 2237-nucleotide messenger RNA. RefSeq names its product hedgehog signaling protein (gene hh). Gene Ontology annotation, biological process: regulation of gene expression; cell fate specification; intein-mediated protein splicing. The record is from RefSeq and is a predicted model, not a curated record. Lineage: Eukaryota; Metazoa; Arthropoda; Insecta; Diptera; Drosophilidae. Gene Ontology annotation, molecular function: calcium ion binding; patched binding.
UCCGCUCGGAAAUGUCAUUUGUCAAUCACAGUGCGAGCGCAACGGUUGUCCGAUCCGAGAGCUAACUGCCAGUUCAGCGGAGAACAGUUAAGACCGACGACGCCAGUUAGGACCUGCUAAUCCGCCGAUUCCAGUAUUUCGAUUUAGCCAGGUUUAAUAUCACCUACAAAUAAAUAAAUUCAAAGAUAACAAACGUGUCGCCAAAACGUGUCAGUGUGCCAAAAGUGAAGUGCUAAAUAACCAAAAAAAAAAAUAAACCCAAUCAAGAGAAACAGCAAACAACGAGUCCAAAAUAAAUAAUGGAUAACUCCAGCUCUGUGCCCUGGGCCAGUGCCGCCAGUGUCACCUGUCUCUCCUUGGACGCCAAAUGCCACAGUUCCAGCUCUAAAGCGACCACGAGCUCCAUCUCCGCAUCUCCAGAAGCGCAAACGAUGCGCCACAUUGCGCAUACGCAGCGUUGCCUCAGCAGGCUGACCUCGAUGGUGGCCCUGCUGCUGCUCGUCUUGCCAAUGAACUUCACCCCGGCCCACAGCUGCGGUCCUGGCCGAGGACUGGGUCGCCAUAGGGCGCGCAACCUGUACCCGCUGGUCCUCAAGCAGACCAUUCCCAAUCUCUCCGAGUACACGAACAGUGCCUCUGGACCUGUGGAGGGCGAGAUCCGUCGGGACUCGCCCAAAUUCAAGGACCUGGUGCCGAACUACAACCGGGACAUCCUUUUCCGCGACGAAGAGGGCACCGGAGCAGAUCGCUUAAUGAGCAAGCGCUGCAAGGAGAAGCUGAACGUGCUGGCCUACUCGGUGAUGAACGAGUGGCCCGGCAUCCGCCUGCUGGUCACCGAGAGCUGGGACGAGGACUACCAGCAUGGCCAGGAGUCGCUCCACUACGAGGGCCGCGCGGUAACCAUCGCCACCUCCGAUCGCGACCAGUCCAAGUACGGCAUGCUGGCCCGCCUGGCCGUCGAGGCCGGAUUCGACUGGGUCUCCUACGUCAGCCGGCGCCACAUCUACUGCUCCGUCAAGUCAGAUUCCUCAAUCAGUUCCCACGUGCACGGCUGCUUCACCCCGGAGAGCACGGCGCUGCUGGAGAGUGGAGUCCAGAAGCCGCUCGGCGAGCUCUCCAUCGGAGACCGAGUCCUGAGCAUGGCCGCCAACGGACAGGCACUCUUCAGCGAGGUGAUCCUCUUCAUGGACCGCAACCUGGAGCAGAUGCAGAACUUCGUGGUGCUGCACACGGACGGUGGGGCGGUGCUGACCGUCACGCCCGCUCAUCUGGUGAGCGUUUGGCAGCCGGAACAUCAGGAUCUAACCUUUGUCUUCGCCGAUCGCGUCGUGGAGCAGAACCAGGUGCUCGUCCGGGAUGCGAAGACGGGCGAACUGAGGCCCCAGCGCGUCAUUCGGGUGGGCAGUGUCCGGAGUAAGGGCGUGGUGGCGCCCCUGACCCGCGAGGGCACCAUUGUGGUCAACUCGGUGGCCGCCAGUUGCUAUGCGGUGAUCAACAGCCAGUCGCUGGCCCACUGGGGUCUCGCUCCCAUGCGCCUCCUGUCCACGGUGGAGGCGUGGCUGCCCGCCAAGGAUCAGUUGCGCAGUUCGCCGAAGGUCGUCACCCAGGCGGAGCAGCAGAAUGGCAUCCAUUGGUACGCCAAUGCCCUCUACAAGGUCAAGGAUUACGUGCUACCGCAAAGCUGGCGCCACGAUUGAGCACACAACCUGGAUCCCGAUCCUGAUCCCGAGCCCCACGAUCCUGUAUUGUAUUAUAUCCUGUAGUUAUGUAUAUGCCUAAUGAUUGAUGUAUUUCAAUGUUGAAUAUCGUUAAUGAUCGAUCGAUACUAUUUAUUUACCACAAACAACAAAAAACACCCCACCCAAGCGAUAAAGCAAAGAGCAAACGAAAAAAAGAAAUCAAAACGAAAACGAAAACAUUGUUAAAUGUCCUUGACUUAUUGUUUUUGCAAACAUUUUAGCUAUAAGUAGGCAAUCCUCGGCGCAGAUCCUAAAAUGAGUAAAGAAACCCACAACUUUCUUUCAAUCGACAAACUCCCGAAGAACACAGACGACUGUUACUGUAUAUUAUAAUGGAAUUGAAUUGCAUAAUUUAUUAAGGUGCGGCGGCGAGUUCAAGCCAUUGGAUAUAAAUAUAUCGUACUUUGUAUAUAGAAGAAGCAUUAUAGUGACUGAAUACUUUAUUGUAAUUGUGUAUAUAAUACUUAAUAGUUAACUGCGUAUUUAUACUUAAUAUUU